AUGCCUACAACCCGUUCAGGCCGUAAUGCCAGACCCUCACCUCUGCCUGAUGGAACCCUGCCCCGCAAUAUGACGAAGACCAGAACGCCCCCCGAACGUCCCAAACCCCGCCGCCGUGCAGGCCCCAAGUCUGUCAUCAGCAAUGAAAAUGGAGAAGAGCCCCAUCCCCUUCCACGGUCCUCCGCACGGUCGGGUCCCAGGACUUCAUCAGCUGAGGAGGAGGUUUUUCUCUCGAAUUUUUCGAGGCGCCAAUCCAUCAUCCAAAACAAGUCCGACUACACCAAUCCUGAAGCUGAUACAGACGGAGUAGCUACGGAUGGUGAUGAGGAAUCAGGCAAGCCCCUUUCAUUUGCUCCUACCCCUGGACGCAAUUCAGUAGAUGUCACAGCAGGCGAAAAGAACACUUCAGUCUCCACUGCUCAAAGCCAAUCGGACAAGCCAAAGGGCGCCGCUAACGUUUGCAAGGAUAUGUCAGUUCUUUUAGCGUCUGUUGCCCAAAGCGUAUCAAACAUUGCAGUUGCUCCCCCCCACACAACACCUCCUACCCCAGUCCAUGAAGCUCCAAGUCAACAUCACUCAGGAGAUGUCACAGCAGGCGACAAGGGCACUUCAGCCUCCACUGCUCAUCAAUCGGACAAGCCAAAGGAUGCCACCAACAUUUGUAAGGAUACAUCAGCGUCCACUGCCCAAAGCGAAUCAAACAUCGCAGUUGCUCCCCGCCCGCAUAGGUCGGGUGCUGCGAAGUCCUACACACACGACCACAGCGAUGGCGCAGAGAGUUCACCCUCUGACAGCGACUGGGCCGCAGACGAAGAAAAGCGCAAAAAAGUUGCGCGUCCUUCUGCCGUUGACGGUGACGGCAAUGACGGCGGUCCCCCCCCGUCUCCACUUCGAUUGACCCGCGAACGAAAAGGAAAGGGCAGAGCCAAGGAGUUUGAUGACGACGACGACGAGCAGUAUUAUAAUGAUGACCAGGAGGUCAACGAGGAUAAGAGUGACGAAGGCCCAGCCAAGAAGGGAAGGCUGCCAUUGGAAGUGGUGUUAAAGGCGCAGGAACUUGGGCGAACCACCGUCGAAGCAGCCAAAGCGUUAGGGAAAGAAUAUGGCAAAAGUGCGAGGGUGAUUCUAAUUGAGGCAGGACUGGUUAUGAAGGCAACCCGCAAGGAGUCUCCUUCCCCCCCUCUGAAGGACGAUAUCAAGGCUUGGAAGGAGGAGCAAGCAGCGCACUACAAGGCCCAUCCGUACAAAGACCCCAAACACGCAGCGUUGUGGCAGAAGAUUCAGGAGUAUUGGGAUGGUUGCGUUACUGGUGCAACUGAGGACCUAACGUCGCGAUCUGCUAGUUCUCUGAUGCUGCACGUUCGUGAUGAUUUUUCAAAAGCGGCUGGUUACUGGUACCACACCCAUGGCAUUCAUAUUUCUGGUGUUGCAAUAUUCCCUGGUCAUGAAGACGCUGGCCGCCAAGCGUCAGGAUUCUUCUCUGGGUCUGACAUCAUGAAGGACAUCAUCAAUGCACGACAACUUGACAUCAGUCGUAUCUUGGACGAGCUCACAACCAUUCUCAAGUACAAAGACUUAGAGGCUGCGCAAGCAGAAGGUGUGACUUUUAGUUUUCUCCCUCGCUCUACCGAUGUCCCAAAUGGCACGCUUUUGUGCAAUGGCAAGUCCGCUAGGGACAGGAACAGAAAAGUAGCACCAAUGAUCAUCAGCGAGAAGUUUGCUGAAGCUGGCCAUCCGCUCAAAACCUCCAACAACAGGUGGUUAGACAUCCUCAAUACUCUUUACAUUGAGCAAUUGUGCAUCCACGACUGGCCCGCCGGUGUACCGCCCCCCGGCCCCGAUUUUGAUCUCAAAGCUGUGUCAGCGAGUCAGUUGCGUGCAUUGGUAGUUCCUUACCUGAGGAUGCAUCUUGGGGCAAUAGAUGCGAAGACGAAGAAGCGUAAGGGUAAAUCCAAGAAGUCGAACGACAACAGAAGGACAAAGGGUAAAAUAGUAGAGGAGCCAGACAUGGUGUUGUCCAUUAGAGAGUGGUCUGAGUAUGAUGUUGAACAUUUUGAGUCUCAGUCUACCUCAAUGUAUUCAAUCCCCCUGGUCAUCAACACGAACGGCGAGGUCCUCCGUGAGCUUCAAGACUCAGUCAAGUUUUUCAAGGACUUCCCCCUCCCAGAUAAAGCUAGUACCAAGCAGGUAACUGAAGAGCUCCCUUCGUCUGACCAAGAAGCUGUGCACUUGACUCAUGUAGCUUCGCGCCCAACCCAAGGGAGGGCUUCGCGCCCAACCCAGGUGGCUUCGCACCCAACCCAGGUAGCUCCACGCUCCAACCACAGAGCUCCGCGCUCCAAUCAUAGAGCUCCGCGCUCCAAUCACAGAGCUCCGCACUCCAACCAAGAUGCUCGACAAUCUCGCCAGGAAGCUUCGCGCUUGCCUCAGCCUACUAAUUGGGAAGCUCAUCAGGUCCUAGGUCUACUCUCCUGGUUUCCACAUAUACCCGUGAUUCUGUGCAUCCCACUACCUCUCGUUAUGAACAUUCUCGGCGUCCUCUUCAUGAAGGUCAACGUAAAUGUGGUGGCCUACGUGACGACAGUCAUCCUUGGCCCUAUGAUUCAGAUACUCGCAAGCGGACGCGGGACUGAUUACGAAACUACACGCGAGGCUAGUGACUUGGAGAAUGAGACAGGUAGUGGAGAGUCGCCGUAUCCCGUCUGGUCGUCAAUCACACCAACCUCUACCAAUUGCCAGCACCUCCCGUUCUCAGUUGCCAGCGUGUUAAUGGUCUUGCCCGUCACAAUGUGGUCUGUCCCAUUUGGUAUAAAAAGUACCAAUGGUCCUUCCCAUCGCGAUCUGGUCCUUCCCUAUGAUGGUAAAAAGUACCAAUGGUCUUUCCCAUCAUGA
Molecule: messenger RNA, 2892 nt
Organism: Suillus paluster
Lineage: Eukaryota; Fungi; Basidiomycota; Agaricomycetes; Boletales; Suillaceae
Exons: 18
Coding region: 1-2892 (963 amino acids)
Source: RefSeq, a predicted model, not a curated record